Molecule: messenger RNA, 1135 nt
Organism: Helianthus annuus (common sunflower)
Lineage: Eukaryota; Viridiplantae; Streptophyta; Magnoliopsida; Asterales; Asteraceae
Product: probable aquaporin PIP2-4
Exons: 3
Coding region: 72-926 (284 amino acids)
Biological process (GO): transmembrane transport
Cellular component (GO): plasma membrane
Molecular function (GO): water channel activity
Source: RefSeq, a predicted model, not a curated record
ACCACUUCAAUCUCUCUCUUUCUCAUUUUAUUUAUACACACGUAUAUCAGCAGCCAGUUUUCUAAAAGAAAAUGGCAAAAGACAUUGAAGUAGCAAGCCAUGAAUACGGUGCAAAAGACUACCAAGACCCCCCACCAGCUGACCUCAUUGACCCAGAGGAGCUCACCAAAUGGUCCUUUUACCGAGCCAUCAUUGCUGAGUUCGUCGCCACCCUCUUGUUCCUUUACAUCACCGUCUUGACUGUCAUCGGCUACAAGUCCCAAACCGACCCCGACCAUAGCACUGACCAGUGCGGUGGCGUCGGCAUUCUCGGUAUAGCUUGGGCUUUCGGUGGCAUGAUAUUUGUCCUCGUUUACUGCACUGCUGGUAUCUCUGGUGGACACAUUAACCCUGCGGUCACAUUCGGGCUGUUUUUGGCAAGGAAGGUGACCCUCCCAAGGGCGGUUAUGUAUAUGGUGGCUCAAUGCUUGGGUGCGGUCUGUGGUUGUGGUCUGGUGAAAGCUUUCCAAAAGUCUUACUACACCAAUUAUGGCGGUGGUGCCAAUGAGCUUGCAGAUGGGUACAACAAAGGCACCGGUUUGGGUGCGGAAAUCAUUGGCACAUUCUUUCUAGUCUACACCGUCUUCUCUGCCACUGACCCAAAGAGAAACGCACGUGACUCUCAUGUCCCCGUUUUGGCACCUCUUCCUAUCGGAUUUGCCGUAUUCAUGGUUCACUUGGCCACCAUCCCAAUCACCGGCACUGGAAUCAACCCUGCCCGUAGUUUUGGGGCCGCAGUCAUUUACGGAAAAGAAAAGGCUUGGGAUGAUCAAUGGAUAUUCUGGGUAGGACCGAUGAUUGGAGCGGCUAUAGCGGCUAUCUACCACCAGUACGUGCUUCGGGCAGGCGCAGUUAAAGCUCUUGGAUCCUUCAGGAGCAACGCUUAAGCUCUAAGUACUUUCAAUGUCUUCCGGAAGCAUUAAUUGUACAAAUUUGUGUCUCGUUUUUGUGUGACCUUUGGGGCACUUGGUUUUUGUAUGUGCUCCAGGGUUUUUUUUAUUUAUUUAUUUCAGGUUCCGUUAUCAUUGUGUCAGUUUUAAUUCAGUUGCUCUUGUUUGCUGUAACAUUGAAUAAAUCAUAAUAAUCUCUUUUAAUA